UUGCUGUGUUUUGCCUUACAAGAAUAACUUUCUGUUAUUAUUUAUUUUAGUGACAACUUACUUUUGAGACUAGUGUGGAUAUAAAAAGGCAAUCGUGGUAAGAUUAGACCCUAUUUUCUAACUAUUUUUACCUUGUUUAGAAUCGGUGAUUGAGUUCCCACACCAACCAAAUUUAGAUUUUGUGCUAGCAGUUUGCUUCUUCGUGGUUAUUGUGAUCUGCCCUAGCUGAAGAUUUUGUCAUUGCAUAAAUUAAACAUUUUGAAAUGUGGAGAAAUGUAUUAUCAUAUCCAAGAAUAUUUUUGCGAAAUUUACAUAAUAGUAGUACUGUAGAUGCCACUGAAUUACAGCAUUUUAAGCAGUUUACUGCAGAAUGGUGGAACGAAUCGGGAUAUUUAAAAGCUCUUCAUGCUAUGAACAAAUUACGAAUACCAUUUAUUCGAGAUGGUAUAAUAAAUUCUUCAGUUAUGUCACAGGAACAAAUAAACAUGUCAUUACCUGUAAGGGGACUCUCAAUUCUAGAUGUUGGUUGUGGUGGUGGAAUAUUAUCAGAACCUUUAGCUCGAAUAGGCGCUAAUGUAACCGGGCUCGAUGCCAAUUCAGAUUUAAUCGAAAAAGCAAGGUUUCAUUCAAAAAAUGAAAACUUAAUCUUAAAAUAUAUUUGUUCAUCUAUUGAGGAAUAUGCUGUUGAGAAUAUAGAAAAUCAUGACGCUAUCGUUGCGUCAGAAAUUCUUGAACACGUUACCAAGAAAGAGGAAUUUUUAAAACUUUGUGUCGAGUGUUUGAAACCUGGAGGAUCCAUUUUUAUCACAACCAUUAAUAAAACCUUAAUUGCAAAUGUUUUUGGAGUGGUUAUAGCAGAGAGCUUUUUCAAACUUUUACCUGAAGGAACGCAUCAACACGAUAAGUUUAUAGAGCCUCAUAAGUUAGAAAGGAUAUUAGAAGAACUUGGCUGUAAAACGAUACUUACACACGGCAUUUUUUAUAAUGUUUUAACAAAUGAAUGGCGCUGGUGUUCCGACGACUCCAUUAAUUAUGCUUUACAUGCUGUUAAACUGAAAUAAUUGUAUCUCACUGAAACAAUAAAAGUUCCCAACAGUUAAUGUUUAUUAUUUUUAAUAUCAUCGUAGUGACAAUAAAAGCAAUAAAAACACUCUCAGGUUCUUCUUUCAUUAGCAUUCACUCUUUAGUUUGCCAUGUUUUUGACUUUCUUUUGAGGGUUUCAACAAACUUAUUUGGGUUAUAAAAAAAGUUUUGCUU
Tribolium madens (black flour beetle) is the source of this 1257-nucleotide messenger RNA. It is a transcript of the gene Coq3, whose product is annotated as ubiquinone biosynthesis O-methyltransferase, mitochondrial. The coding region runs from base 264 to 1061 and encodes 265 amino acids. Gene Ontology annotation, biological process: ubiquinone biosynthetic process. Gene Ontology annotation, molecular function: 2-methoxy-6-polyprenyl-1,4-benzoquinol methyltransferase activity. The transcript has 5 exons. The record is from RefSeq and is a predicted model, not a curated record. Lineage: Eukaryota; Metazoa; Arthropoda; Insecta; Coleoptera; Tenebrionidae.